CCAGAUAGGCAAUGGGGGCCAUCACUUGGAGUCCAAUUGACUGGACUAAAAACAAAUGAUACUUUGGAAAGGUUGAAUAUAAGUGGGAACUCUAUAAGUGGUCCAGAUGUAAGGUUAUUAAACGAGGUUUUAAAAUUCAAUUCAAGGUUGAAAUAUCUGAGCAUAGACGAAAAUAUGGCUCUCGAAUUCCAGGAACACAUUCAAAAUUUAGAUAAAAGAUUGUCUGUAUCUUCAAGAGAAAUUUUUUCAAGAGAACCUUUUGGCGUACAAGACAUUAUAAUAAACAAGCAUCUGUCCUCUGGCAAACAUUCAACGUUGAAAUCUCUGGAUGAGGAUGAGAAUGAAAGACAUGAUACAUAUGUUGAAAAUAUGAAUGAAAUUAAAGUGGAAACUGUGAAUGAGGUUAAAAUUGAAGGUGGAACGCUUCCGAAGGUUGAAGAUGAGGCGCUUCCGAAGAAUA
Molecule: messenger RNA, 460 nt
Organism: Racocetra persica
Lineage: Eukaryota; Fungi; Glomeromycota; Glomeromycetes; Diversisporales; Gigasporaceae
Source: the annotation of a GenBank genome assembly